This is a messenger RNA of Odobenus rosmarus divergens (Pacific walrus), 1186 nucleotides long. Its product is annotated as cytochrome b561-like. NCBI's taxonomy places the organism in Eukaryota, Metazoa, Chordata, Mammalia, Carnivora, Odobenidae. The coding region runs from base 76 to 834 and encodes 252 amino acids. Gene Ontology annotation, molecular function: oxidoreductase activity. The transcript has 6 exons. The record is from RefSeq and is a predicted model, not a curated record. Gene Ontology annotation, cellular component: lysosomal membrane.
CGGCCCGUGCGCGGUGCGGCGCUGCGCGGCGGGGACGAGCUCCGGGCCCGGCGCCCGGCCAGCAGCUGCCUCAGCAUGGAGAGUCGGGCCGGCCUGGCAGCCGCCCCCAGAGCGCUGCCUUACUACGUGGCUUUCUCCCAGCUGCUGGGCCUGACUGUGGUGGCCACGACGGGGGCUUGGCUCGGUCUGUACAGGGGCGGCAUCGCCUGGGAGGGCGCCCUGCAGUUUAACGCGCAUCCCCUCUGCAUGGUCAUAGGCCUGAUCUUCCUGCAGGGAGAUGCCCUGCUGGUUUACCGGGUCUUCAGGAAUGAGGCCAGACGCACCACCAAAGUCCUGCACGGGCUGCUACACGUCUUUGCGUUCAUCAUCGCCCUGGUGGGCAUGGUGGCGGUGUUCGACUACCACCGGGAGCAGGGUUACGCAGACCUGUACAGCCUACACAGCUGGUGCGGCGUCCUCGGGUUCGUUCUCUACUUCGUGCAGUGGCUCGUGGGCUUUAGCUUCUUCCUGUUCCCCGGAGCUGCGUUUUCGCUGCGGAGCCGAUACCGCCCACAGCACAUCUUCUUUGGCGCCGCCAUCUUCCUUCUGUCUGUGGGCACGGCCCUGCUGGGCCUGAAGGAGGCGCUGUUGUUUAAGCUCGGGGCCAAGUACAGCACAUUUGAGGCUGAGGGUGUCCUGGCCAACGUGCUGGGCUUGCUGCUGGUCGGCUUCGGGGGGACUGUGCUCUACAUCUUGACUCGCCCUGACUGGAAGCGGCCACCCCAGGCGGAAGAACAAGCUCUCUCCAUGGACUUCAAGACGCUGACAGAGGGCGACAGCCCCAGCUCCCAGUGACGGCCUGCCCUUGUCCCACGGGGAGGGCCUGGCUGUGGCUGGCCUCCUCAGUUCUGGGGGGUUUGGAUAGGCGUCUUUCCCACGCUCUGUCGAGGCUGUCUUUAGGCUCAGCGGCUCCUGGGAGGGCUGGGCAGUGUGGUUAGGGAGCGUGGGGGCAGUGUUCCCCUUGGAGCGCUCAUUUCUGGGGUAUAGGGCUUGGCUUUCUCUGCUUUCCCUCCUUGUUGCUGCUUUAGAGUCCUGUUAGUCAUGCACAGACCCCUGCCCCUGUUGUCAUCGUCACCCCCUCAAAUCGAGCAGCUUUGGGUCGGGUUUUGGGUGGUCAGUCCUGGUUACAAAAGCACAGAUCCUUCAA